UUGAGAAUCAGGGUCCACAGCCCGUCACGGAUAGUAGACCUAUGCGUUCAAGUUAAUUUGUUCCCUUUUCUUCACCAUAUAAUAACGACUCUUCAAGGCAUAGCUUCCUGGGGUAUAAAUUCCUUUGGCAAUUAAUCCAGACAACUCAGAUAAUAAUGAAUUUGUGUGAUAAACAAUGCUAUUGACAAACGAUUAGAUGGAUACAUUUUGUUAACGAGGGCCAUACCAAUUUGCAUACAGUGUAAAAUGGAUGUAGCCAUGCUACUCGGUUUCACACAAAGCUGCUUGGAAAUUGCCUGGACGUGAAGUCAUUCAUUUAACCCUGGCUCCAUCAUCUGACACCAGCGACGCAGCAUCCUUUGGCUUCCUUCCUCCCAGCAUCGUGUCGCGCUGUUAGCGGAGCCUGUAGCCUUGGAAACACGGGGCUCCCGGCGGCCAGGCGUUCAGGUGCGUGUGGACCUCUGGUGCGUGAUUUGGGGACAGCGUUGGACAUGUUUACUACGUCUCUGGUUCAGAGAGUCUCUUCAGAGUUUCUCGUUCAAAGUGACGACAGAGUGGGAUUUAAAGCAGCAUAGCAGGCGGCUCUGCAACCCCAACUCGUUUGGAAUAUUGUUUUUGGGAAGCAGGGAUUUACUUUAACCAAAUGGAGUGAAACCGGAUAGCACUGCUGGAGCUUUAAGAUGUGGGUGCAAAUUGGAUUUCACGACAACAUGAGUGAUGCGAAUCUGCAUUUCAGGAUUUGCUCUGUUUUUAUCUCACACCGUGACUGAGUACUGGAUACUGGAUACGGUGUCGCGUCCCUGGACGGAUCGACCCACAGUCUCUGAGAACCAACUGUACCUGUGCACUGCUUAAGCGUGGCGGUCUAGAGAGGCUCCGAGCUCAUCCAACCCCCCCCCCCCCCCCCCUCCACCCUCCAGACCAACAAAGAGUAGCUGAGAUGUUGGUCUGAUCACAAGGGACAGUCCAUGCGCACUGGGACCCCCCCCCUCCCACGCUCCCGACAGUGGAUCCAGUCGGAUCGUCAUGGCACUCGCUGAUUUAAGCUUUUCAAUUCGCCGCCAUAAAGACCUUGGUCUGCGUUUCCUGCUGACCCCCUGUGGUGCGGGGCUGCUCUAGCCCUGGACUCACGUCCCCCCACACUCUGACAGUUUGACCCCCUUCAAUCUGUGACCACACACACACACACACACACACACACACACACGUUUGCCAAGCAGAGACCUCUGGCCCCACCCAGCCCUGACUAGGAGAUGGCUCGGCCGGGCUCGGGGGUCAGCGGGCUGGGGUUCCCCCCCCUCCAGAACCUGGCCCGGGUGGUGGUGUGGGAGUGGCUGAACGAGCACGGGCGCUGGCGGCCUUACAGCGCUGCCGUGUGCCACCACGUGGAGAACGUCCUGAAGGGGGACGCCCGCGGAACGGUGGUCCUGGGACAGGUGGACGGCCAGCUCACGCCCUACGUCAUCGACCUGCAGUCCAUGCACCAGUUCCGCCAAGACACAGGCACCAUGCGUCCGGUGCAGAGGAACUUCUAUGAGCCGUCGUCGGCGCCGGGCAAGGGAGUGGUGUGGGAGUGGGAGAACGACAGCGGGUCCUGGACGCCGUACGACAUGGAGAUCUGCGUGACCGUCCAGAACGCCUACGAGAAGCAGCACCCCUGGCUGGACCUGACCUCGCUGGGCUUCGGCUACCUCAUCGACUUCGGCAGCAUGGUGCAGACCAACCGCCAGAGCCAGCGCAAGCGGCGGCUGCGGCGGCGCAUGGACCUGGCCCACCCGCUUAUCAUGGGCUCCAUCCCCAAGUCCCAGUCCUGGCCCGUGGGCGCCAGCUCGGGCCAGCCCUGCUCCUGCCAGCAGUGCAUCCUCGUCAACAGCACCCGGGUCGCCUCCAACGCCAUCCUGGCGUCGCAGCGCCGCAAGCUGCACGGGGCCGGUGGGGGGGCGGCGGGCAAUGCCGGGGGGCCGGCGGCCAGCGGCCUUGCCCUGACAACGGUGCGGCAGAGCAACACCUUCGCCGGGACCUCGCUGUGGUCGCCGUCCGGCGGCUUGAACUGCAACAACAUUAACAUUAGCGUGGGAGGAGGAGUUGGAGGAGGAGGAGCAGAGCAGGCGCAGUCCACCCUGUCCCGGGCGAAUUUCCCGUGCAACCCCGUGAUGCCUGGGCUCACACCCGCCCACGGACACCACGCCUUGACGGUCAACGGGCAGAACAACCUGAACCGUCCGGGCACCCAGCGGGCCUCCGUGGGGGCCGCCAGAGGAGCCAUCCCACCAGGGGUCCCAGCCCUCCCAGUGAAGAAUCUGACAGGUUCUGGACCAGUCCACCCAGCGCUGGCAGGUAUGACCGGCAUCCUGCUGUGCGCAGCGGGCCUGCCGGUGUGUCUGACCCGGGCCCCCAAGCCCGUCCUGCACCCCCCCCCCAUCAACAAGGGGGACAUGAGGCCGGUCCCGGGGGUGAACGGGACCCGCCGCAAGACCAAGAAGAAGCACCUCCGCAGGGGCAAAAACCCAGAGGAUGUGGUCCGGAGAUACACAGAGAAGAUUAAAGUAGUGCCUGAUGAGGACUGUACCAUCUGCAUGGAGAGGCUGGUGAUGUCAUCGGGCUACGAGGGGGUCCUGAAUCAGAAGGGCAUCAAGCCCGAGCUGGUGGGCAAGCUUGGCAAGUGUGGCCACAUGUACCAUCUGCUGUGCCUGGUGGCCAUGUACAACAACGGCAACAAGGACGGCAGUCUCCAGUGCCCAACUUGUAAGGCCAUCUACGGGGAGAAGACUGGAACCCAGCCCCCAGGGAAGAUGGAGUACCACCUCAUCCCCCACUGCCUGCCCGGCUAUCUGGACACCAAGACCAUCCGCAUCGUCUACGACAUCCCCGCUGGCAUCCAGACCCCUGAGCAUCCCAACCCAGGGAAGAAGUUCAGCGCUAGGGGCUUCCCUCGCCACUGCUACCUCCCCGACAACGUCAAAGGACGGAAGGUGCUGAAGCUCCUGAUCAUGGCCUGGGACCGCCGCCUCAUCUUCACCAUCGGGACGUCCAGCACCACGGGCGAGGGGGACACGGUGGUGUGGAACGAGAUCCACCACAAGACCGAGUUCGGCACCAACUUGACGGGCCAUGGCUACCCGGACCCCAAGUACCUGGACAACGUGCUGACGGAGCUGUCGGCGCAGGGCGUGGGCCGCGACGACACCGCCAAGGACUGAGGAGGACCCAGGACCGACCCCCACGCCGGACCCCCCCCACCCCCGAGACGGAGCCCAGCAGCCAAACCCCUCGCUCCAUCGACCCAGGCCUUUAUUUCAGUCACUCAAAGCAGGACCGGGCUGGACGCUUUUUUGCUGGGUUUUCUCUCUUUUGUCACUCUGUCUCUCUCUCUCCCUCUCUGUCUCGGUCUCCUUCUCACUCUCUCUCUCUCUCUCUCUCUCCCCUGCCGCCCACCCCCCUAGAGAGAAGGCCAAUGGGAGUCAGAGGCCACGGCAAGACCGCAGCAAACACCCUGACCUCAGUGGGAAGACCGCAGAGAACAGAUGGUCCACAUGGUCCACGGAUCGCUGGUUAUUCACUUUAUUCAGCUAAUCCUGGUCUGCAGGUUUUCUUCGUUACCUCCCUUAAUGGCUGUCUCUGAGGCCACUUGUUGGAGACUGAGGGUCUGUCAAUUAUAUUGGAAGGGGAUUAAGGAAGGCACAUACGUGGAGAGGAGUAGCCUCCCGCUGGUUUUCCUGGCAGGUAACUGAUAUGGUCUGGGAGAGUCCAUGCUGAAGUCCAUGCGGAAAUCAGCCUUUUCUGUACUGAAUGGAAGAGGGCUGAGGUCUCAGGUGUUGGUUAGACGUCAGCAAACGCUUUGUUCCAAACUGCAUGACCACAAAAAGGCCGCCCGGCGAAUGUUGACCGGAGAGGAGGGGGUCUUUGAUCCAGCCCAACACAUAAUGUUCUUAAUAAUAUAUGUUAAUAUAUAUAUUAAACACAUAUUUUUUUAAUAAUAUAUGUUAAUAUAUAUAUAUUAUUAUACUCUUGGAAAAUGUGCUGACAGUCUCGGGUGAAAGUGGCUGGAGAGAACUACAAUAUGCAGAGUCGGCUGAAAUAGUUGAUGACUUUCCUAUUUUCUCUAAACGUAGAAAUUAAGUAAUAAUCUAUCUCCUUUAGGACGGUUUAAGUCAUGAUUGAGCAUUUUGUUUAUGCAGAAGUUCUCGCCACUUAGGUUGUUGUCAGUUUUCUUGGCUGGAGUCGAUAGCCAAUGACUGUGGGUGUAGUUUGUUCCCCUCUGAAACAAUCGAUCUUAGAUCGCAGGAAGGAUCCGAUUAUGCAUGUAGAGCGUCCAACAAGCUGAAGGAACCUAAAAGCGAACACGGUACUGAAUGGUAAAAAACAUAUAUGUUUGGCAAUUCAACUUGUACUAGACGGACUCUGAAAGGACGGUUGGAAUCACAAGCAUCAUACAAACUGUUUGAACGCUUGUAAAUUAAAAAAGAAAAGAAAAUGUAUGCUAGUGCAAAAGGCCUCUGCGAUGAAGAAAGCGUUCUGCUUCCCGGCAUGGUUAAAGCUGUUAGUUUCUGGUUGUACCUUUGAUAAGGCUCAUAUUCAAAAUGCCGGGCCUAAGCCUUUGAACAGAGACUCUUUACAGGUCUCAGACCAGCUCCCCUCCCAGGUCUUCAACUCUCUUAUGGGACCUCUGCGUUGUGGCUGUUCUGAGCAGGCUGUUCUGAGCAGGCUUUCUCUGCAGUAGACCACCAGUCCCUUUGGGAUCCGACAGAGGGCUUGUUAGCAGUCAGGUGACCCGUGCGGACGGCGGGCCCCCCGCCCGGCCCCCCUCAGAGGCCCCUCAGCUUGUCCCUUAGUGGGGCCCAUGGCAAGGUUGUUUAUACUGGGUUGUUAGCGAAGGUUAAAGUUGUUGCAAAAAUUAUAAUUUCCCUCCCCCCCCCAGCCCCGUAAUUCCAGGCAUACAGGACUUAAAGUAAAUUAUUUUUCCUUGGAUAAAUGCAUAAUUCUCCUGAAUAAUUAUAUUCAAUCUAUUUAAACAAGCUGAGGAGUUGUUAUUGAGGAGGAAGUUGAGGGUUGUUGUGGUAAAUCUGCUCAAUACAUCUACUGAAUAUUUGGAGUUAAUCACAGUCUUCCAUAGCGGUUCUGGGCAGCGGUGUUCAUUUAGGAAUGUGUUUUAAAUCGUAUUGAAGCUUUUUAACUCUUUUAUGUAGACGAGAGAGGACCCUGUCGUAUGAAAACCUUGUAUCUUAAACAAGACAUUGCAUUGAAAGAAAAAGACAGAUCCUUAAAAUUAAAUACAAAAAGGGUAGAAUGUUCCGUGAAAUUAGUUUCUGCAAAUAUCUUUAUUAUCUAAAUUAAUUAAAAUUUCAUUAAAUAACUAAUUGUAGUUGGAGAAAAUGAUUUGGGCUCCAUAACUUCAGUUUAACCAGAUUUUAUAACACAGAUAGAUGUCUAUCAGGACGAAUGCAUACUAACGCUGGCUGAGAUUGAUAUGCCAGUAUGUCAGGGACUGUAUGGGUAUGAUGGAGCUAGUACCAGUGAGGCUUAAAUUGAUGUCAGUUAGUCUUAUAUAGAGUCAGUGCAUCCACACCUGCUGGAAAAUAUUUAACCUAUGUUUUCAUUAUCCUUGCUGGAGGUCUUCACGAGGGCAUGAGGACUUCUCCCCUCCCUCCCAGAUGAUUGAUCUUCUAUUUUCGUUCUUCUCUAGAACCAGGAGUUAGUCUAUCAAACCCCGGGAGGAAAACUAGUCAGAGUACAUUUUUGCGUUAACUUUGAUUACAGGACGGUGUGAGAGAAAACCUCCAGGUUCAUCAGGGAAACAUAUUUUUCUAAAGGAACACUGUGUACGUUUUUGCCUUACAAUAUAUACAUAUAUAUAUAAUUGAUUGCCAUAUGCUUAGGUAAGAGGAUAAUUUAAUGAUGAUAAACAAAUGGUGGUUUACCUGCCAAUCAAGAAAAUAAAGUUUCUGAGCGGAUGGUAAUUAUAAGCCAGCUAAAAAUGAUACAAAAAUGUACACAGUUCUGCUUUAGGUCAAAUACAAUAAAAUGAAUUGUACAAAUGCAAAGUUCUCGUUAAUUUUUCAUGGUUGACUCGCGCAGUGAGGAGAGAACAGGUUUAAGUGCGUAUAGGUCAUUUUGGAGGUCUUUGGAAUUGUGUUCAGAAAUAAUGAUGGACAAAAACAAUUAUUUGUCAGAAUGAUUUUUAUGCAAAUCCCUGUAUGUAAGAGCUAAUCCUUCUUAAUGUGUAGCAGAGCGCCCCUCCUUUUGGUUUGAAUGACGAACAGGAAGUGAUUCCUUUUAUGGGGUGUUGAUUCUCAACUAGAAGGCAUGUUCCCACGCUGUUCAGAGUUCAGUAUUGGAAAAAACGACACGUUUUUUAUAUAUAUAUAUAUAUAUUUGUCAAUUGAUGGGCUUUAACCAAACUGUCAAAUAACAUUCAUUAAUCCUUAUCAAGAUACAUUCCAUAGUACUUCUCACCCCAUAUUUUGAUUAAGAAGUGAAACAUAGAACAAUCCUGACUUAUACGAUGUCAUUUCUACGUAAGGAAUUUAAUGUAGUAAUCUCCACUGCAUACUGUAGCGUACUUAUAUCUACAAUAAUAUCCUUACAUUGUGUCUACAGGUGUGUGUCUGUGUGUUGUUACUCUGUGUGGGCCUUUGAAUGUAUGACAAGUUUCGUAGGUUAAUAUUUUUUAAAGACACAAGUAAUGUUCUCCCUAGAGGUGCAUGUCAACCAACAUAUGUAUGUCUAUUGAAAAUGCAUAGCUUUUGUAAAUGGAAAGCCAAUUACUCUUUAGUUCUAUAAUUCAGGGUUGCUUUAAACUAAAUAUUUGAAAGAAAAAGAUGUCUCUUUUAUCCAGGACUUUUGUUUUGUAGAGAUGAAGAUGGGGUGGCUUAUGCUCCUUCUCUCUUUUCUGCAACAUGGAAAACGUUUGGCCUUUUCCGUGUAAGAGGGGGGGUUGGCGUGUUUUGAAGCCACGAUUGAGUUUGUGAAUUAACUCUCAUUUAACUUUGAACAGCAGUUGCUAACUGAUCAUUAACCAACGAUUCACACAGAGAAAUGUCGACACCAUUUGAGUGGUCAAACUAAACAGCGAGACAUGGCGAGAGACGCUGGUCAUACUAUAAAGGGCUUCUUAACCUACCAGUCUUUAUUGAGUCGUGCUGAUGACCGUGUUGCAUGUUUGUGUGUUUCUUGUGGGAUAAUAAAUGGGCCCUCAUCAGGGGGGCCGGCUGUUUGAC
Molecule: messenger RNA, 7217 nt
Organism: Gadus macrocephalus (Pacific cod)
Lineage: Eukaryota; Metazoa; Chordata; Actinopteri; Gadiformes; Gadidae
Product: E3 ubiquitin-protein ligase DTX1-like
Exons: 12
Coding region: 1254-3200 (648 amino acids)
Biological process (GO): Notch signaling pathway; protein ubiquitination
Cellular component (GO): nucleoplasm
Molecular function (GO): zinc ion binding; ubiquitin protein ligase activity
Source: RefSeq, a predicted model, not a curated record